UGUGUCUGUAUGUGUUGUAAUUGAAGGUUGACAGUUGACGGCAGCUGGUCCAACCUCAAAGACCUUUGCGUGACGUAUGGCGGCGAACAUAAAAUACAGCGUACAGUCAUAUGUAGAUUAACAAAACAAAACAAAUUUCUAACAAAUUUGCAACCUGCUAGAAAAACUUUGACUUUAUUAAAGUAAAAAGUUUCAAUUAAAAUUUCGAAUUUACUCAACGGUUUUAUUGUUAAAAACAUUGUUGCAGCAGUGACAUCUCAACGCAUUUUGUUUGGCUAAUUAUCGCAAACGCAUUCAAUUAAGUUCGUUACCCGCAUUGACAUUUUUUGGUUUAUUUUCAAUAAUCAAAUAGAAUAAUAAAAUGCUUAUUAACGAAAAAGAAGAAAAUUAUAAACGUUUUGUGGAAAAAUUAAUAAGGCGAUGUCAGGAGAUACAAAUAGAAAACGAAAGAUGUGUACUGAGAAUAAACAAUGUAAAGAAAAUUAUAAGGAGACGUGUUCGAGAUGUGGAGAUUUUAAAGGUUCGAUUAGAUAGACACAACGAUGCUUGGAGGAGUCUACCUAUGGUAGCCCCACAUCCCAAGCGUAAGAUUGAGCAGAAAAGAGGGCCAAAACCAAAGAAUAAGGAUAAUAAUGCCGAGACAGGUAGUAAUAAGGAGAAGAAGCCUAGAAAGCAGCGUGUAAAGAAAUCCAGUAGCGAUGAUAAACUUCUACUGGGAGGAAGCACAGUGGCAGCGGUUGAUGUGCAAGACAUGUUGUAUCAAGAGAGUCAAGCCCAACAGCUUUUAAUGAUGCAGCAAAGGCAAAUAAACCUUAAAAAUGAUCUACUAUCAUAAGUUUUUAGUUGAUAACAUAAUACAUUCAUGUUUAGGAGUACUUUAUUGAAUUUAA
Stomoxys calcitrans (stable fly) is the source of this 890-nucleotide messenger RNA. RefSeq lists its product as uncharacterized. The record is from RefSeq and is a predicted model, not a curated record. The transcript has 2 exons. NCBI's taxonomy places the organism in Eukaryota, Metazoa, Arthropoda, Insecta, Diptera, Muscidae. Gene Ontology annotation, biological process: positive regulation of apoptotic process; apoptotic process; apoptotic signaling pathway. Gene Ontology annotation, molecular function: DNA binding. Gene Ontology annotation, cellular component: Ino80 complex. The coding region runs from base 362 to 835 and encodes 157 amino acids.